AUGGGAAUGAGAUCCUGGGUUCGAGCUAUGAAAUGCCAGCUGCUGGUGACCAGCCUCUUCAUUAUGCUACUCGGAGUAUCAGUUGGCAUAUUGGCUAUUAUCACCUACAAUGGAAAACACUUCACUGUCAUAAAUUCUGCCUCUUCAGAGACAAACUCCUAUUAUAGAAAUUUCCACAAUAUUGUUUUCUACGUCGGGAUAUGUCUGAGCAUCAUUCUGGCCAUGGCUGCUCUGAUGAGCAUUGUCGCCACAAUAAAAGAAUUGGAGGGCGCUAUGGCAACUUGUUUUUUCUGCUUUGCUGUGGUUCUCUGUGCUUCAGGACUGGCCACAUAUUGGACCAUUACCAACAGUAUUGUGGUUGAGAAUGCCAUGAUGGAUGUAUAUGACUUUGUUUAUGAAGAUGUGAGAAGCAACAUUUCCAGCACCAGAAGACAGGAGCUAUAUUCCAUUCACAAGAUGUUUCUUUGUUGUGGGAAGAAGUCACCCUUUGGAGGAACAAGCAGUAUAGAAGAUGAAAUGUGUGCAUCAGAAAUUCCGGGAACAGCAGAAGAGGAUUGUCUCCAAGAAAUCAAACACUUCCUGAAAAAACAUAUGGACAUUGUCUCUGUACUGAUGACCAUCACAAUUUUCUUCAUGAUUUAUGGGAUGGUAUUAACUUCAUUCCUUUGGCACUCUAUCCAUCAUAAGAGCAAUUUGGAUCAGAAGGGCAAAUAUGUUCUGGCGAGGCUAUCAGAAACUGGCUUCUGACCUGCGCAAAAGAAGGACCAGGACUUUCCACAGAUGUGAGUGGACAAUGGGUGAUGCUCACUCUCCUCGUUGCCUUUUUUCCCCUCUACAAAGGACCCAUUCCAAAUACAGUUGAGCAAAUAGGCAAGCAAGAAGCCUGCGCUAUUUGUUGAUAGGCUGUUCAAAAUGGUGCUCAGCCAGGACCUCAGAAGCACGCAGUAUUGACUGUAAACAUGAAGGCAGGAAAGAAACUGUUCAACCACAAGCACGCUUGCCAACUGAAAGCCAUAAUUUGGGACCCCCAAAAUAGCAAGUCACAGCAGAACAACUAUUUCCACAGAAUGGAAAUUGCUAAGCUCAUUAACUAGCAAACAUCUUUUAAAAUUCAGCUGAAUGAAUGAGGGAAAAUGCUCAGUAGCUGCUUUUAUUUUAUUUUUUUUGUCCAUCAAUUUUCACCAUGGCCAGUUCUGCUGCAGUACCUGAAUUUAAAUCGUACUGGUAUUUUUGUAUGCUUUCUUGAUUUAAAUAAACUAAGGUUCUUUGGAGACAACCUAUCUUUCUAAUUUAAAAGUAAGUCUGGCAACUAUGACAGAAAUUGAGUUUUGUUCUAUUUCAUCAGAUCCAUCUAAAACUA
Messenger RNA from Python bivittatus (Burmese python), 1360 nucleotides. It is a transcript of the gene TSPAN32, whose product is annotated as tetraspanin 32. Gene Ontology annotation, cellular component: membrane. The record is from RefSeq and is a predicted model, not a curated record. NCBI's taxonomy places the organism in Eukaryota, Metazoa, Chordata, Lepidosauria, Squamata, Pythonidae.